GGUUAUAAACAGAAAAGCCUGUGUAUGUGUGUUUGUGUGUUACUUUAUCCUCUAAUCCACACCAUGGAUCUCCAACACACCCUUACAUCUGGAAUAUUAAUUUUAUUUUUGAUUAAUGCCUGUUUUUCUGACAUCCCAGUGGAAGAAGAGGAUCCAAGGUUUUGGAACAUAAAGGGGAAGGAAGCUCUCAUCUCGGCUUUAUCUCUGAAACCGAAUGUUCAUCGAGCCAAAAAUCUUAUCCUCUUCCUUGGAGACGGUAUGGGAGUUUCGACAGUGACAGCUGCUCGGAUUCUGAAAGGGCAGCUCGCUGGUAAAAAUGGAGAGGAGACUCUGUUAACCAUGGACAUGUUCCCUCACCUGGCUUUAUCCAAGACCUAUAACGUGAAUCAGCAGAUGCCGGACAGUGCUGGUACAGCUACAGCAUAUCUGUGUGGCGUGAAAGCGAAUUACGGAACAAUGGGUCUCAGUGCUGCGGCUCGGAGGGGUCAGUGUAGCAGCACCAGGGGCAAUGAGGUCAAAUCAGUCCUCCACCGUGCCAGAGCAGCAGGGAAAUCUGUGGGUGUUGUGACCACCACACGAGUUCAGCACGCAUCCCCAGGGGCAAAUUACGCCCACACUGCUGAUAGAGAUUGGUACAGUGACGCUGAGAUGCCUGCUACUGCAGUGAGUGAAGGCUGUAAAGACAUUGCCUACCAACUCGUCUACAACACUGACAUUAACGUGAUUUUAGGUGGAGGGAGACAGUAUAUGCUCCCUAUAGAGACUGCAGAUCCUGAAUAUCCUUCAACCAAUGGCAGGAGAAACGACAAAACCAACCUGAUCAAUGAGUGGCUCAAAAACAAAAAGAAUGCCCAUUAUGUGUGGAAUAAAGCUCAGUUCAAUGCUGUGGAUGACAGAAACACAGAUUAUUUAAUGGGUCUUUUUGAGCCAAAAGAUACCAGGUACGAGCUGGAAAGGGAUCCAGAAACAGAUCCGUCACUCACAGAGAUGACGGAAAAAGCAAUCAAGAUCCUCAGCAAGAACCCUAAUGGAUUUUACCUCUUUGUGGAAGGUGGUAGAAUAGAUCAUGGCCACCAUGAUAGUAUAGCUAAACAUGCGCUGUAUGAAGCAGUGGAGUUUGACCGCGCUAUUGCCCGAGCAGCCGAGUUGACCAGCGAACUGGACACCAUGACUGUUGUCACCGCUGAUCAUUCACACGUGUUCUCUUUUGGCGGAAACUCACCCAGGGGGAAUCCAGUACUGGGACUGUCUACUAAAAUUGCCACUGAUAAGAAACCCUUCACCACCACUCUGUAUGGGAACGGACCAGGAUAUAUUGCAAAUCGAACACGGCCGGAUCUUAACUACACUAUUACAAGCAGGAACGAUUAUGUCCAGCAGUCCGUUGCCCCUCUCUCGUCUGAAACGCAUGGUUCUGAAGACGUGGCCAUUUUUGCAAAAGGCCCGAUGUCUCAUCUUUUCCAUAGUGUUCAGGAGCAGAGCUACAUUGCUCACGCUAUGGCCUACGCCGCUUGCAUCGAGCCCUACGAAGACUGUCACCUUCAGCUGACUCCUGAACAAGACCGAAAUAAUGCCAUUUUCAUCAGGCUCAGUGUCUCCACCAUGCUGCUCAGCCACUUCACUUCUCUCAUUAAUUUCUUCUGAAGGAGCUGUGCUUGACACUGAACACUUAUUUCCCCUACACAUUAUGUAACAUGGAGAAACAUUUUGGACUUUUUUCUGAGCAUAUGAUAUAAAUAUAAUAAUGUAAUAUAAUAAAUGUAUAUGUAAUUAGUGCAAUGCUAUUAACGUAUCAGUAACACACCUUGUAUAGAUUAAGUCUACUAGAGAUAUCAGUUGUAUCUUUAUUAUUAACACAUUUUACUGCAUGUUAUAGGAAUCUGUGUCAUGUGUAGGAAUGUCAUGACUAAAAAAAGAACCAAACAUACUUGAAAUUACAAUGGCAAUAUUUCUGAUGUACAAAAUGCAUUGUUUAGGACUGUCACAUGAUGCAGCUGAUUUCAGAGGUUAUAUUCAAUAAGGGGGGAAAAAAUAGUUUUAAAAAUCAAAGGUAUUCACUGGAGUCUGAAACAAAAAUAUUUUAAAUUUAAUUUGGGAUUUUGUGUAGGCGGAUAUAAAGAUAUACCAUAGACAUUAAUAAAGACAAUAGUUUAGAGAGCAAUGGAAAUCAGAAUAAUGACUUAUGUUAAAUUACAGUGAUGGUUAAAAACAGCCUUAAAUUUACUGUCAAUAAAUAUAAACAUUAUGCACAAAA
Ictalurus punctatus (channel catfish) is the source of this 2254-nucleotide messenger RNA. It is a transcript of the gene alpi.2, whose product is annotated as alkaline phosphatase, intestinal, tandem duplicate 2. Lineage: Eukaryota; Metazoa; Chordata; Actinopteri; Siluriformes; Ictaluridae. The coding region runs from base 25 to 1644 and encodes 539 amino acids. Gene Ontology annotation, cellular component: plasma membrane. Gene Ontology annotation, biological process: dephosphorylation. The record is from RefSeq and is a predicted model, not a curated record. The transcript is spliced from 11 exons. Gene Ontology annotation, molecular function: alkaline phosphatase activity.